AGAAGCCUAGGCAGCAUGGACCUCACUCAGCUAUGGGUACUGCUGCCCCUGCUCACCGUGGCCUGGGGCCAGUAUGGCGACUACGGGCACCCCUACCAGCAGUACCAUGACUACAGCGACGACGGGUGGGUCAACCUGAACCGGCAAGGCUUCAGCUACCAGUGCCCUCAUGGGCAGGUGGUGGUGGCCGUGAGGAGCAUCUUCAACAAGAAAGAAGGCUCGGACAGACAGUGGAACUAUGCCUGCAUGCCCACGCCCCAGAACCUCGGGGAGCCCACGGAGUGCUGGUGGGAAGAGAUCAACAGAGCUGGAAUGGAGUGGUACCAGACGUGCUCCAACAAUGGCCUGGUGGCGGGGUUCCAGAGCCGCUACUUCGAGUCCGUGCUGGAUCGGGAAUGGCAGUUUUACUGUUGUCGCUACAGCAAGAGAUGUCCAUAUUCCUGCUGGCUAACCACAGAAUAUCCAGGCCACUAUGGGGAAGAAAUGGACAUGAUUUCCUACAAUUAUGACUACUAUAUGCGAGGAGCGACCACCACCUUCUCUGCGGUGGAAAGGGAUCGCCAGUGGAAGUUCAUAAUGUGCCGAAUGACUGACUAUGACUGUGAAUUUGCAAAUGUUUAGAGCCACCACGUACCAAAUCUGGGUGAGAGGAACGGGGCCAGGAGACCUGAGGAUGUCCACACAUGUCAGCAUCAGCUGGAGCUCCGAAGCAGUUUCCGCUGCUCUCUUCUUCUCCCUGAGCUGGUUCGUGACCGCAGCGCCAGCUUUCUGGGCCUUUCUGACUAGUAUCACACCUGUAAUAAAAUCCACAAUUAAAUCGUGUUCUCACUUUCAACACGUCCCAUAGCAACCGUUUUCUAUGACUGACAAUGGCUUUCCUGCACACCACGUAUACAGUGUGCAUGCUCACAGCCAGAAAAAUGCCUGGUUCCCAGGGCACCUGCCACAGCCUCCUUCCUGCUUUUACUACCAGAUGAGCUGCGGGCAGGCCUGGGGCUGAGCGCUGUGUGUGAAGGGGUUCAGUGGAGUGGAGAGAACAACAGAGGUUAAAGAGGGUGGCACGGAAGGCUCUUUGCAGCUCAGUCUGUUUGAAUGAAACCCAGAGUCCUCACCAAGCUUCGAGGGGAUAUGCUUCCACUCUCCCCUCCACAUAAGCCACGCUUGUCUGGAAGUCCAAGUGCAGAGCCCUGUGCUCCAGGGGGGAGGAGACAGAGAGGUGAGAUGGGGAGAUAAACGGGGUAGAGCUUAAAGACCUUAUAUUGGAAGAAUCCCCUGAAUGGGAGGGAGGUUGUUAGCACAUACCACAGCGUACUGACAAUGACGCAGAAACCAGAAGACCCCAUGCAAAUCUGGCUCGAGUCCAACAAGCACAAGGAGGAAGACGGAGACCAGAGAAUGGACUCAGGUCAGGAGCUUAGGAGAAAGAGUGGCCUGGUUGCUUUGCGAAUAGAAGGGUUUGAGUCCCUGGCACCUGGAGAUGUGGCCAGGACGCCUGGAAGGCUGGCAUAUGCCCGGUAGCCAUGGAAGUUACUGGCAAACUCACUUGGGUUGGUCCCAAUUUUCCAGCUGGGAAAGGUGGCCCUGAGACUCCACUUCUCUUCUUUGUACAGUUAAGGGGUGUUUUCUGCAGAGGUGACACGGUUUUUCCUCUUCCUCUAACGUCUCUGUCCCCAGCCGUUUGUACUCUCUUCAUCAUAAAAGAAAUAAAAAUGUUAACAUUCA
Hyaena hyaena (striped hyena) is the source of this 1722-nucleotide messenger RNA. It is a transcript of the gene DPT, whose product is annotated as dermatopontin. The record is from RefSeq and is a predicted model, not a curated record. Gene Ontology annotation, biological process: collagen fibril organization. The coding region runs from base 16 to 621 and encodes 201 amino acids. Gene Ontology annotation, cellular component: extracellular matrix. Lineage: Eukaryota; Metazoa; Chordata; Mammalia; Carnivora; Hyaenidae. Gene Ontology annotation, molecular function: extracellular matrix structural constituent. The transcript has 4 exons.